AACAGUUUUUUGAAAAAAAAAAAUUUAAGCAUAAGAAAAGACGAAAAUCCCGGAGAAUAUUUAUAAAUAGAUUAGAAACAGAUACUCGAUGGACGUGAUUUUUGAAGUUUGUAGUUGACUCUGGAUAACCAUGUUGUUCUUUGUUGUCUUUUAUUUUCUGUUAUGUUAUUCCAUCUACAGUUAUUGUCCCUUGUUGUUUUCGUUACAAAAUGUUUUUUUUGAGAGAUUUCAGGUUCUUGGCUUGGUUGUUUACGUUUCCAGCUGACUUUUUUUUAUCUUCCUAUAAUUCCCAAACAUUCAAAGCUUUAAGAUUUCUUUUCUAAAAGAACAAAAAAAGUUGGUCGGGUUCUUCAAUCUAGGUGCUAUUUGACGGAUAUUGGUUGAAUGAUCAAAAUUUUGGGAUUCUAGAAGAGAAUAGUCAAAAGGGAAAGUUGGCGUUGAAAAGAGAGACUUGUCACUGAGAGGCCUGGUGUUUGGGGGCUGUUGAUUCUGGGGUUUCAUCUCCAGGAUUCGACAGCACCCUUGUGAUUUUAUUCGAAGGGAAUUGUCCAUAGAGUUUGGUUUUAAAUGGAGCACUUCAGGCAGAUUGGUGAGGUUUUGGGAAGUUUGGGUGCUCUCAUGGUUUUACAAGAUGAUUCUCAAAUCAAUCGACGCCAGUGCUGUUUAUUGUUUGAUAUCUUCGGUUCGGCUUUCAAUACAAUAGCCGAGGAGAUAAAGCUGAACCUCCAACUAGACGAGAAGAACACCAAAUGGAACGCCCUCGAACAACCAUUCAAAGAGCUUCAAAGGAUCUUCAAAGAGGGUGAAGUUUAUGUCCGACAAAGUAUGGACAAGAGAGACUGGUGGGUUAAAGCAAUCAACCUCCACCAGAAUAAGGAUUGCGUCCAUAACCACAUCCACAAUUUGCUUUCCCACUUCCCCGUUGUCAUCGAGGCCAUCGAGACGGCAGGAGAGACAGCAGGGCGCGACCGAGGCGAGAUGCAAAGGCGGGGAAUUGCUCUCAAAAUGAAGUACGAUAAGGAAUGGAAUGACCCCAAACUUUUCCAGUUCCGAUUUGGGAAGCAAUACUUGAUCCCUCAAGACAUUUGUAGUCGUUUCGAGCGUGCUUGGAGAGAAGAUAGAUGGAAUCUUGUGGAAACUCUAAGGGAGAAGAGCAGUUCGGAAUCCACAACCAAAACUCAGCAGCGUCUGGCUGACUUGUUGAUCAAGAAAAUCAUUGGAUCAGAGGGUUGUAUUGGCAAACUCUUCCCAAGUUCAAUCUUGAAUGGAGGGGAUUACGUAGUGAGGCGACGAGUUGGGGGACAGUACAAGGAAAUCCAGUGGCUGGGUGAUAGCUUUGCAUUGAGAAACUUCUUCGGGGAUGUUGAAACAUCAGCCUCUGAAAUCUCCACCCUUCUUUCACUUUCACAUCCCAAUAUAUUGCAAUACCUUUGCGGGUUCUACGAUGAGGAAAAAAAAGAAGUAUUGCUGGUUCAAGAGCUGGUGAACAAGGGUCUUACUUAUUACAUGAGUGGCUCCAAACGGAGGGUCUCGUUUUGUCUUCCUGUCGUGGUUGAUCUCAUGUUUCAGAUUGCAAGAGGAAUGGAAUAUCUUCACUCACAGAAGAUAUACCAUGGAGAUUUAAACCCUUCUAAUAUCUUUCUCAAAGCUAGAAACAGUACUGACGAUUAUUUCCAGUUGAAAAUCUCGGGUUAUGGUUUAUCCACUGUCAAAACUACGACCGGUUCUUCUCUGAAACCGAAUGAGACCAAGCCUUGCAUUUGGUAUGCUCCGGAAGUUUUGCAAGAGCCAGAGCAUUGCCUGCCAGGGAAUGGCACCAGCUUUAAGUACACUGAGAAAGCAGAUGUUUACAGUUUUGGGAUGCUUUGCUUUGAGCUCUUGACUGGGAAAGUGCCAUUCGAAGAUGGACAUCUUCAAGGGGAUAAGGUGAGUCGAAAUAUUAGAGCAGGGGAGAGGCCUUUGUUUCCCUACACUGCGCCUAAAUACCUUGCCAACUUAACCAAAAGAUGCUGGCACUCUGAUCCGAAUCAACGUCCAAGCUUCUCAUCGAUUUGUCGGAUUUUACGAUAUGUAAAGAAGUUUAUCGUGAUGAACCCUGACCAUGAUGAGCCCGGUGCUCGAUCACCGGUCUCAGAUUAUUGUGAGAUAGAGUCAUGGUUCUUGAAAAAGUUUGCUGCCAAUGGGAGUUUCAAUUCAUUAUCAGUGGCACAAAUACCGUUUCAAAUGUUUGCUUAUAGGCUUGCAGAGAAAGACAAAACUAUUUUGAACAGCAUGGAUAAGAAUGGAGAGGGAGCAGCCUCAACUUCCAGAGAAGACAUGAAUUCAGCAGUUGAUGAUCCAUUGAUAGCAGCUAGUGAUGCAAAAUCUGCGGACUCUGAUGGAAAAUCGGUGUAUUCUGAGAUUCAAGAACAGAGAUCAAUCCAUUUGGAUUCAACGCCACAAAGGAGAUCAGUUUGCACCCGGAUUCCAGAGAAGAAAAUUUUACAGAUGAAGAGAAACAGUAAUGUGAAGGCGGCCAGAAAGAGUACAGGUCAUAAAUAUGGGAUAACUAAUGGAAAACCUACACAACCGCCAUUACCUCGUGUUCAGAGUGUAAAGAAUGUGAGAGUAAGUCGGUUAAAAUCAAUGACGAGGUCGUUGAGCACUGAUCGGCUAAGAUUAGCAGCUGGGUUGCAGGUAUUCUAUCAAACAUUUUGGCCAAAAGAGACUGCGUCUUCUUUUCUAUUUUUUUUUUUCAUUUUUUCAUCAUAAACUUGUAGUUACAAUAAUAGCAACACUUUAGUUUUAUCGUUGGAUUGAUGCAUUUCGUCAUCAAUACCCAUUUUUCUUCUUGUUUUAUGAAGGUUUUUUUUCCUCCUAAA
Gossypium arboreum is the source of this 2861-nucleotide messenger RNA. RefSeq lists its product as uncharacterized. The coding region runs from base 568 to 2751 and encodes 727 amino acids. The transcript has 5 exons. Gene Ontology annotation, cellular component: cytoplasm. Lineage: Eukaryota; Viridiplantae; Streptophyta; Magnoliopsida; Malvales; Malvaceae. Gene Ontology annotation, molecular function: ATP binding; protein kinase activity. The record is from RefSeq and is a predicted model, not a curated record. Gene Ontology annotation, biological process: signal transduction; protein phosphorylation.